Toxotes jaculatrix (banded archerfish) is the source of this 1402-nucleotide messenger RNA. RefSeq names its product transcription factor AP-2 epsilon (gene tfap2e). NCBI's taxonomy places the organism in Eukaryota, Metazoa, Chordata, Actinopteri, Toxotidae. The transcript has 7 exons. Gene Ontology annotation, cellular component: nucleus. Gene Ontology annotation, molecular function: DNA-binding transcription factor activity, RNA polymerase II-specific; RNA polymerase II transcription regulatory region sequence-specific DNA binding. Gene Ontology annotation, biological process: regulation of transcription by RNA polymerase II; anatomical structure development; regulation of cell population proliferation. The record is from RefSeq and is a predicted model, not a curated record. The coding region runs from base 113 to 1402 and encodes 429 amino acids.
CAAACUAACUCACUCCUCUCUGUACCUUCAGCCUCCAUCCACCUCUUCACAUUAACCCCUCAGCUGCAGCUUGACACCCAGACUGAGCGCCACCACCACCACCACUAACACCAUGCUCUGGAAAUCCCGAACCAAGACCGACAUUUUGCAGGACCGCGCAGACGGACUAAGCGGCUCUUCGCCGAGUGGGCGCCUCUCCCAGUUGUCCUCCCUAAACCAGGCCGCCUACUCCUCGGCUCCCCCGCUCUGCCACACUCCGGCCUCUGACUUCCAGCCUCCCUACUUCCCUCCCCCCUAUCCCCAGUCCUCCCUGCCAUACUCCCAGAGCCAGGACUCAGCGUAUUCCCACCUGUCAGACCCAUACCCCUCCAUCAACUCUAUCCACCAGCAUCAGCAAGCGGCAUGGCACUCGCAGAGGUCGCGCUCCGAGGAUGGGGGGCUCCUGUCACAGUCUCACCGGGCUCUGAGCCUCGACCCCCGGCGGGAGUAUCCAGCUGUUCCACGGCUGCUCCACGGUCUCGGCGAAGGGGCUGCAGCACUCGGGGACGGUCCUCUUGGGAUGCACCUGGGACAUCACGGCCUGGAGGAUCUUCAGGGAAUGGAGGAAGGAUCAGCCUUGGGCAUCCUCGACCACUCUGUCAUUAAAAAAGUUCCUAUCCCGUCCAAGCUGAAUGGUUCAUCCCUGUCAGCCUUGUCCAUCGGUAAGGAGGGUCUCGGCAUGGGAUCCGUGUCCAACCCGGCCGAGGUUUUCUGUUCGGUCCCGGGUCGCCUCUCGCUGCUCAGCUCCACCUCCAAAUACAAGGUGACGGUCGGGGAGGUGCAGCGACGCCUCUCCCCACCUGAGUGCCUCAACGCGUCUCUGCUGGGUGGAGUCCUCCGCAGGGCGAAGUCAAAGAAUGGUGGCCGCUGUCUGAGAGAGCGUCUGGAGAAGAUUGGCCUCAACCUGCCCGCCGGGCGACGCAAGGCAGCCAACGUCACUCUCCUAACAUCUCUAGUGGAGGGUGAGGCCGUCCAUCUGGCGCGGGACUUCGGUUAUGUGUGUGAGACAGAGUUUCCAGCCAGAGCCACAGCUGAGUAUCUGUGCAGGCAGAGCGAACCCGAGCAGCUCCCAACACGGCGCAGCAUGCUACUCGCCACCAAGGAGAUCUGUAAGGAGUUUGUGGACCUCAUGUCCCAGGACCGUUCUCCACUGGGCGGCAGUCGACCCACCCCCUGCCUGGAGCCCGGCGUCCAGGGAAGCCUCACCCAUUUCAGCCUGCUCACCCACGGCUUCGGAGCCCCUGCCAUCUGCGCUGCCCUCUCCGCCUUCCAGAGCUACCUGAUGGAGGCGAUCAAAAUGCUGGACAAAGGAGAGGGCGGAGGGAAGAGCCACCAUGACAAGGAGAUGAAGCACCGCAAAUAG